AUGAAAUUUAUAUAUAGUUUUUUAAUUUUAAUUUGUAUUUCAAUCAUUACUGUCAAGUCUCAAGAAGAAAGCUUUAAAUAUAACUAUUUUCAUAUUAAAAAAGAUGGAGACCCAGAGUUUUGUAGAACCCAUGAAGAGGGUGACUAUUCAAUAGUAGAAUUAUCUGAAUGCAAACGUGGUUGUCAAGGUUACAUUAGAAUAUAUUCCAAAUAUUUAUUUAAUUUAAUCGAUAUUCAUUUUAUUUUUCCCAAUUUAAUGAAUGUAAUGAUAAAAGGGGUCCCAUCCAAUGAUUUUAUCAAAAUUGGUGCAUCUGGCUUCAGUGUAUUAUGUAGCAACAUUAAAAAUAUCACUACACCAACACCAUCAGAAACACCCACAAUAACAGAAACACCUAAUGAAACUACCACACCCAAACCAACACAAUCAUUAUCACCAUCUCCUACACCAAAACCAACAGAAACCGCAUCUAACAAUCCAACAGAAUCACCAGCUGGUAAUGGUUCUCUUAAAAUUUCAAUUUCUUUAUCUCUAUUAGAUCCUUCAAUACAGGUUAAUCUAGAAAAGAUUUCAAAAACAUGGGUACAAGGUAUAAUUUUAGACAAAGUUAAAAUGAUUAAUAAAUCAUUGUUAUCAUUGACAAAAGCAGAAAUCAAAAUCAAAAGUCCCAAAGGUUAUAUUAAAGAGUUUGAUAGUAAUUACAGUAGCAGUGGUAGUGGAUUAGUAUCAGAUUACCUUAAUUAUAUAAAUGCCCUAUUAUUGGCAUUAAAGAUAGAAUAUGGUUGUACUGAAGAGAAAAAACCUGAUAAUUCCGAGGAGAGAAAGAAUUAUAAACUAUAUAAGAAUUAA
Molecule: messenger RNA, 846 nt
Organism: Dictyostelium purpureum
Lineage: Eukaryota; Evosea; Eumycetozoa; Dictyosteliales; Dictyosteliaceae
Exons: 6
Coding region: 1-846 (281 amino acids)
Biological process (GO): extracellular matrix organization
Cellular component (GO): extracellular matrix
Molecular function (GO): extracellular matrix structural constituent
Source: RefSeq, a predicted model, not a curated record